Messenger RNA from Aegilops tauschii subsp. strangulata, 1164 nucleotides. Lineage: Eukaryota; Viridiplantae; Streptophyta; Magnoliopsida; Poales; Poaceae. The record is from RefSeq and is a predicted model, not a curated record.
CACCUACAAACACUCCGGCACCCACGCUAUACCGACCUCUGUAACUCCAACAUCGGCACCGACCCCUAUGAUGCCUCCAAUACCAACCCCUAUAACUCCGAAGCCGGUACCAGCUCCUCUCUCUCCAACACCAACACCGGUGGCCCCAACACCUACACCCGUGAUGCCGCCAACACAGACGCCUGUGACACCAACGCCGGCACCGACCCCUGUUUCUCCAACGCCAAACCCAGUGGCCCCAACACCUACCCCUGUGAUGCCACCAACACCGACGCCGGCAUCGACCCCUUUCUCUCCAACGCCAAGUCCGGUGGCCCCAACACCGACCCAUGUGGUUCCGAUGCCAGCACCAACCCCUGUCUCUCCAACGCCAACCCCGGUGGCCCCAACACCGGCCCCUGUGAUGCCGCCAACACCAACAUCGGCGACUCCGAUGCCAGCACCGACCCCCGUUUCUCCAACGCCAACCCCGGUGGCCCCAACACCGACUCCUAUGAUGCCGCCACCACCGACCCCUGUGACUCCGAUGCCAGCACCAACCCCUGUCUCUCCAACGCCAAUCCCGGUGGCCCCAAUAUCGACCCCCGUGAUGCCGCCAGCACCCACCCCUGUGACUCCGACGCCACCCCCAGCCCCGGCCGCAGCGCCGGCUACAUCGACCGGCAAGUGCCCCGUGGACACACUAAAGCUGCGUGCGUGCGUGGACGUGCUCAAUGGGCUGUUGCACACGGUGAUCGGCAGUAGCGCCAGCACUACAUGCUGCCCGCUGCUGUCCGGCGUUGCCGACCUCGACGCUGCUCGCUGCCUUUGCACCACCAUCAAGGUCAAGGCCCUCAACAUCAACCUCAUGCUGCCCAUCGCCAUCGAGGUGCUCGUCAACCAGUGCGGCAAGAGAGUGCCGAAAGACUUCCGCUGCCCUAAUUAAGCUCCAUCGAUUACUAUAUGUACUAUCAGUAUCACCUGCAUAUGAAUGCGAUACAUGCAUUAAAUUCUCUUGUGUGGUCACACAGGUGACAUAUCGAAGUGUAAUAAUCUAUAUGUACAUGGAUUUGCAGCUCUGACUCGCUACUUGUGACGGGGAGCUGUGGAGCAUGCAUACAUUGUCUUUGUGUAACAGCGUAUCAUAUAGUAACCGUAUAACAUGUUACCAAUUGUGGUCUUCCA